AUGAUACAAGUUAUGAAUUGGUUAUCAAUGGCCAUUGGACUGAUUCCAUUGAACCGCAAGCAAUCGGCGUCGAAUUUGGUCGUGGACUACGCUAUGAUGGCUGUGGUUCCCAUAUUUUACUUGUUUUGUUAUUUGCUGAUUAAUCUGACCCGUACCUUUGGCAUCUGCUUCCUGGAUGCCUGCAACAGCGUCUGCCGGCUGAGCAACCAUCUCUUCAUGCACCUGGGUGCCUUCCUUUACCUGACCAUCGCCCUAAUGAGCGUCUACCGGCGAAAGGAGUUCUUUCGCCAGUUCGACGAGCGACUUAGUGUCAUUGACGCAGUGAUACUAAAGUGUCAGAGGGUGGCGGAAACUGACCAGAAGAAAGCAGCUGCUGUGAAGCACAGUGUAGCCUACCAUUUCACCUGGCUCUUUCUUUUCUGCGUCUUCACCUUUGCCUUGUACUACGACGUCAAGUCACUUUAUUUCACCUUUGGUAACUAUGCUUUUGUCCCGUUUAUGGUGUCAAGUUUCCCGUACUUGGCCGGAAGUAUCAUCCAGGGGGAGUUCAUCUAUCAUGUGUCGGUGAUUUCGGAGCGCUUCGAGCAGAUUAACACGCUUUUCGAGAAGAUUAACCAGGAAGCCCGCCACCGCCACGCCCCCCUCACAGUGUUUGACAUCGAGAGUGAGGGCAAGAAGGAGCGGCUGUCGGCGGAGGGGAAGGUGGCGUUUGGCCAUGACCAGAAGCUGGCAGGCGAAAUGAAAAGCCAAGCGGGACAACAAAAGACCGACGAGGACGAAACGGACUCCAGCCAGGAUGAAAACGAGGACGAUUUUGAUUAUGACAAUGCCCAAAUUGUCGAAAAUACAGGCAACACUUCUGAGUCCAAUCUGCCGGACCUGUUUAUGUUGCACGACAAAAUCCUCUCGCUCAGCGUGAUAACUAAUGGGGAAUUCGGACCACAGUGUGUACCCUACAUGGCGGCCUGCUUCGUGGUGAGCAUUUUCGGAAUCUUCCUGGAGACCAAGGUCAACUUCAUAGUGAGCGGAAAGAGCCGGCUCCUGGAUUAUGUGACCUAUUUGUACGUCAUUUGGAGCUUCACCACCAUGGUAGUGGCCUAUGUCGUCCUGCGCCUGUGCUGCAACGCCAAUAACCACUCCAAGCAAUCGGCCAUGAUUGUCCACGAGAUAAUGCAGAAGAAGCCCGCCUUCAUGCUCAGCAACGAUCUGUUCUACAACAAAAUGAAGUCCUUCACGCUGCAGUUCCUUCACUGGGAAGGAUACUUUCAGUUCAAUGGCAUCGGCCUGUUCGCCCUGGACUACACUUUUAUAUUCUCUACUGUGAGUGCCGCCACUUCCUACUUGAUUGUGCUGCUGCAGUUCGACAUGACUGCAAUCCUGCGAAACGACGGCCUAAUGUCGUAG
Molecule: messenger RNA, 1404 nt
Organism: Drosophila bipectinata
Lineage: Eukaryota; Metazoa; Arthropoda; Insecta; Diptera; Drosophilidae
Gene: Gr33a
Product: Gustatory receptor 33a
Biological process (GO): sensory perception of taste; chemosensory behavior; male courtship behavior
Cellular component (GO): dendrite; membrane; axon
Source: RefSeq, a predicted model, not a curated record